AUGGCAGAUGAAGAAACGCCACAGCCGGCACAACAAGCUGUACAAGUUGUACAAAUGGCACAAUCGGUCACAAUACAGCCUAUGCCUGAAUUUCGUCCCGAUGCCAAAGUACGAGCAAGCCUCGCUACUAGAUGGAAUAACUGGCAAGCAGAUUUUGAAAUGUUCAUUAUAGCCAGUGGGAUCACUGACGCUAAACGUAAACGAGCGCUGUUAUUAUAUCAAGCAGGACCUCGUGUGAGAGAAAUAUUUAAACAAUUAGAGGACACGGGUAACGAUGAUAAUUAUGAAGUCGCCAAAGCUAAACUAAAGGAAUACUUCGAUCCACAGAAAAACAGACGAUAUGAAGUGUAUCGUUUUCGCCAAGCUAUGCAAAAACCUGAUGAGACCCUUGAUGAAUAUCACACGCGAUUACGGACAAUGGCUGCAACUUGCGAAUUCAACGACGUAGAGUUCGAAAUCGAACAACAAAUUAUCAUUGGCGGCAUAUCCUCAAAGAUUCGUAAACAUGCGUUGCGAGACCCGAAAUUCGACUGGAAAGGCAUGUUAUUAGAAGGGCGAAGAGAUGAGCAAAGUUCCUAUCAGAUUAAGCCAUUAAGGACAUUGAGUCAAAAGAGCCAACCGAUGUAUAUACAAACAAACUCGACGGGAAAUCAGAGAAAACCGAAGCGAAAACAUGUCGCUAUUGCGGGCGUGAAUAUCCGCACGUAGGACAAUGCCCUGCGAAGGGUCAGACAUGCCAUAUUUGUGGCAAAGUAAAUCAUUUUGCUAGGGUAUGCAAAAGUAAGCCGAAAGCACCGAAACAGAAUACUAGAAAACAACACAAAGGUCGGGGAAAAGCUCUAAAUCCUUUAAACCACGACGAAACGGACAAUUCUGAUGAGGAUUAUUUAUAUAUAGUAAACAAAGAUCACGCAAAUACCGCUAAAGUCAAGGUCAAAGUGGGCGGAGCGUCUUUUAUGAUGACACUUGAUACGGGGGCAACAAUUAAUGUCAUCGAUGAACAAACAUUUUCGAAAAUGGACGGUGUUAAGUUAAAGCAGACAAAUACUAAAGCAUUUCCGUAUAAUACAACACAACCUGUCAAAUUCCUUGGAAACUUCGAGGCGGUUGUGGAAACACGCAAGCGGUUAUCUGUGGCCAUGUUCUAUGUAGUAAAAGGCCAAAAUAGUGGAAAUCUUUUGUCUCUGGCUACAGCUCAAGACCUUGGACUUAUAACUUUACAUCUAAAUCAUGUCACAACGAAAGAUGACAACCUGGACAAAAUCCUUGGAAAACAUACUAAAGUAUUUCAUGGACUGGGCAAAUUAAAAGGUGAGACAGUAAAAUUAGACAUAGAUAAAGACCAAAUACCAAAAGCCCAACCUCAACGUCGAAUUCCUUAUCACAUUCGUAAACAGGUAGAAGACGCCUUAAAAGCACUUGAGAAGGAAGACGUAAUUGAAAGGGUGUCUGAGAAUGAGGCAACACCAUGGGUAUCACCCAUAGUCGUAGUUCCUAAGAAAGAUGGGGGAGUCAGAAUAUGCGGAGAUAUGCG
Messenger RNA from Paramuricea clavata, 1534 nucleotides. NCBI's taxonomy places the organism in Eukaryota, Metazoa, Cnidaria, Anthozoa, Malacalcyonacea, Plexauridae. The record is from the annotation of a GenBank genome assembly.